Molecule: messenger RNA, 2226 nt
Organism: Bufo bufo (common toad)
Lineage: Eukaryota; Metazoa; Chordata; Amphibia; Anura; Bufonidae
Gene: RAB8A
Product: RAB8A, member RAS oncogene family
Exons: 8
Coding region: 41-664 (207 amino acids)
Biological process (GO): cellular response to insulin stimulus; regulation of exocytosis; protein localization to plasma membrane
Cellular component (GO): synaptic vesicle; trans-Golgi network transport vesicle; plasma membrane
Molecular function (GO): GTP binding; GTPase activity
Source: RefSeq, a predicted model, not a curated record
CCCUGCAGUCGCUGGUAUUUCCUGUAUAGUAGUUUUUAAUAUGGCGAAGACUUACGACUAUUUGUUUAAACUGCUUCUGAUCGGUGACUCGGGAGUCGGCAAGACCUGCGUGCUGUUCAGGUUCUCAGAAGAUGCCUUCAACUCUACGUUUAUAUCCACAAUAGGUAUUGACUUUAAAAUCAGAACUAUAGAACUAGAUGGCAAGAGAAUUAAGCUACAGAUAUGGGACACAGCUGGACAAGAAAGAUUUCGUACUAUUACAACGGCUUAUUACAGAGGAGCAAUGGGUAUUAUGUUGGUAUAUGAUAUCACCAAUGAAAAAUCUUUUGACAACAUAAAAAACUGGAUACGAAAUAUUGAAGAGCACGCCUCAGCUGAUGUUGAAAAAAUGAUUCUUGGCAACAAAUGUGACGUCAACGAGAAACGGCAAGUUUCUAAGGAGAAAGGGGAGAAGUUGGCCCUUGAGUAUGGAAUCAAAUUCAUGGAGACAAGUGCAAAGGCAAAUAUCAAUGUGGAAAAUGCAUUUUUGACUUUGGCGCGGGAUAUCAAAGCAAAAAUGGACAAGAAAAUGGAGGGAAAUAGUUCUCAAGGCAGUAACCAAGGAGUCAAAAUUACCCAAGAACAGCAAAAGAAGAGCAGUUUCUUCCGAUGUGUUCUUCUGUGAGGGACAUUGCCUUAAAGGAGUACUUCGCUCCAUCAAACUGGACUGUGCCUCUAUUUGAUUCCCCAUCAACACAGACCUAGAUCCUUAAAGCACCAGCUCUGCCAAACUUUGGCUACCUUAAAAAAAAAAAAAAACGUGACAAGCUACCUUAGUAACUGUUUCACCUAAUGGUUCUGGAACAUGUUCUAAGUUUGAACAUUUCUUCAUUAAUAUAAUUAUUAUAACUUUUUUGGUUGUUUGAGUUACAUGCUGGGCAAUCUUCUUUAUUUACUACUCAUGGCCCAGUGUUUGUAAUUCCAGGCAUUCCUACAGAGCCAUAUCUCCUCCAUGUCUUCUUGACUGACCUCCAAUAUGUGGUGUUCCCUUAAAUUAGGGAACAUGCACAUUAUAACACACAGGCAGAAACAGAUGUUUGGAUAUAUUACUUUAUUACAAACUUAUAUAUGUGUAUGUAUGAAUGUGCACCUUCCACUUGCAUUCCAAAGUGAGUCUUCCAUGUGAAAUCUAAUGUUGAAACCAAAAUCAUUUUGUUUUGCUUUACUUUCAAGCUACUUAGAUUUGUGUAAUUUAUGUUUAGUUCUGCUCUCCAAAGGUUAAUUACAUUCUACGACAUGCUGCAAAUUUCCUGUGGUUCACACUUUAGCAUAGAUUUACAUUGAUUCUAUAUAUUAUGAGAUUUCCACCUAUAACUCAAUGUUGUAGAAGAGAAGCUACAGUGAUGACAUAUUUAAGCUAGUUUCACAUAUGAUGAAAGAGAUCUAGCAGGCUGUAUCAGCAGAGAACAGGCUGCCGGAGCGCUCUGGAUCCGGCAGUGCCGGAAUGCCUGACUGGCCCUAUAAUGGGAUCUGGCGACUGCUACUCGGCAAAUACGCAGAGAAUAGUUUUUUGCCUGGCCGAUUGUCUGCAUAUUUGCUGGAUAGCAACCACAUUCUGUUAUAGUUAAUGGGGUUGGCAGGCUUUCCGGUACCGUCCAGCAAUUUCUCAUCCAGAGCGUUCCAGCAGGCCAUUCUAUGCCAGAACAGCCUGCUGGAUCUCUUGCCGCAUAUGUGAAAAUAGCCUUAGUUAAGGAGAUAUUGGUAUUAUGUUGGUUGUCACUUAGUUGUCAUUUACAAGCAACGCCAAAUUUUGGUCUUGGAUCAUGUGGUCAGUUUUGCAAAAGUGGCUACUGCAAUGGAGUAGAACAAUGCUAAAAGCGUUUGUAAUUAAGAAACUUUGGCUGCUGUUCUAGCUUCUGAUUUUGGCCAUUCACAUGUUUUAGUUGGAAAUUCUCUGUGAUGAAAGUUUUAUAUGAAUUUAUUAAAAGUCAGCAUUUAUAGACUCUCGUGUACACGACCAUUUGUAUUUUGUGGUCCGAAAAUUGUGGAUCUGUAAAAUACAGAUACUCUGUGUUGCAUCAACUUUUUUUGCGAACCUAUUGACUUCAAUGAACGGCAAAGUAUAGGAAAUAUAUAUUUUUGUGGGAAGGACAUACAGAUUUAAAAAGCACACGAAUCAUCUGUGUGCUUUCCACAAAAAGAUAGACUGUGUCCGCAAAAUGCGGACCGCAGACCCACUGAAGUCAA